Messenger RNA from Anthonomus grandis grandis, 2465 nucleotides. It is a transcript of the gene Ras85D, whose product is annotated as GTPase HRas. Bases 400 to 978 code for a protein of 192 amino acids. The transcript is spliced from 4 exons. Lineage: Eukaryota; Metazoa; Arthropoda; Insecta; Coleoptera; Curculionidae. Gene Ontology annotation, molecular function: GTP binding; GDP binding; GTPase activity. The record is from RefSeq and is a predicted model, not a curated record. Gene Ontology annotation, biological process: epidermal growth factor receptor signaling pathway; Ras protein signal transduction. Gene Ontology annotation, cellular component: plasma membrane.
AGAAAAAUACCUAGAAAAUGACACAACACAACCCAAACUCGAAGUAAAUUUUGUUGUUCAUGAGUUUAUAACUAAUUAAAACCAAUUAAGCGGAUCUAUUGUAUUUAACGCUUAUAUGAGUAACCCCUAUAAAUACGCCGCGUUCUAUCUUAAUAAAUCUGCAAAAUGCUUUAAAGCCUAUUGCUUAAAAUAGGCCACACAUAGGUUACUAACCCCCCUCUGUGUAUUUUUUUUUAUUUUCAAUUUUUAUUUUUUCUGUUUUACUAGGGGGGCAAACUAAUAUAUCCUAUAUGCCUAAAGGUUCUUAGGCAGAACUAAUUUAGUUUAACCCAUACCCUAGGUACCAACAAAAUUUUUGACACCAUUGUUCCAAGUUAAGCAAUUAAGAUUCCAAAAAAAAUGACUGAGUACAAACUGGUAGUUGUGGGUGCUGGAGGUGUUGGAAAGUCUGCAUUAACCAUUCAGUUAAUUCAAAACCAUUUUGUUGAUGAGUAUGACCCCACCAUUGAAGACUCUUAUAGGAAACAAGUAGUUAUCGAUGGAGAAACUUGCCUUCUAGAUAUAUUAGACACAGCAGGGCAAGAAGAAUAUAGUGCAAUGAGAGACCAGUACAUGAGAACAGGAGAGGGUUUCCUAUUAGUGUUUGCCGUAAAUUCAGUUAAAAGCUUUGACGAUAUUGUUGUGUAUAGAGAGCAGAUUUUAAGGGUGAAAGACACAGAGGAUGUUCCCAUGGUACUGGUGGGCAAUAAGUGUGAUUUAUCUGCCUGGGUUGUGGACAUGAAUAGGGCCAGAGACAUUGCCAAGCAAUACAAUAUUCCUUUUAUUGAGACAUCUGCAAAAACAAGAAUGGGAGUGGACGAUGCCUUCUACUCCUUAGUAAGAGAAAUUAGAAUUGAGAAGGGCAGAGGUAAGAAGCCUAGCAAGUUUCCCGGGACCGGCAGAAGGUUUCCAUUUAAUAAGUUUUGCAGUAUACUUUAGAUAGGAUUCUUUAUAUACAAAUUUCAAAAAAUAUCAAGAUAGAUAGGGGUAGAGCCAAAUUUUUACUAUUUAGGACAAUGGUGUGAGUCUUGAUGGGCGGAUGCUUAAAUUAAAUUUGAAAGUAUUGUUUUGAGACAAUAAGUUGUUAAAAAUAUAUCAAAUUUAAAGUGGCUUUUAUUUGCCCAAACCAAUAUUUUCAAAGUUUGUAUUAAGACGAGUAAACAGUUCAAUAUUGUGCUCCAACAAUUACAACAACCCACUAUUCCAGAUUGUGUAUAAAAUAAUUCAAGUCGACAUUUACGUAGUGUAUUGACUAUAAAAAAUCUGGAAUUUUAAAUGAGGCAAAAACGUUUAAAUAUCAAUGUUUCGACAUCAUUUUUCGCUUUCUUAGGGUUGUUAAAAAUCCCGUUUAGUUAAAGAUUCAAAUCCAUUACCUGCAAUUUAAGGUAAAAAAAUGAUGGCCAUAGAACCAACUAUUUAAAACUUUUAUUGUUCUAUUUAUUUUAUAUUACGACUAUAAAUCUAUGUACUAUUUUAUUCUAUGUACUUUGAUGAAAAUAAAGGGAAUAGAAAAGUGAUGGUAUAGGGUGUAAAUAUGGUGCGAAAAAGAAAGUUAAUUAAUUAUGCCAACGAAAUAUGGUUUAAGGAGUACCCGAUAUAAUCACAAAAGAAAUCUAAAUAAGUAUGGAAAUCAAGAAUUUUAAAGAGGAUUAUGUGUUUACAAAAAUUUGAACAAAUUACUUAAUAAGUUCAACAUAUUUUCUUUAGUAGACUGUUAAAAACCUUGUUUGUUUUGAGCUUAUCGUUAAAUUAGGCCAUAAUUCCUAAAAAAAAUUAAAUGUAAUUAAACACAAAAAUUGAGAAUUGUUGUGUGCUCUGGAUAUGGAAAAACCUAUCAUAUUCCGACGCCGGAUUGCCUUUUUCAUUAUUUUAAAAUUCAUCAAGUGUCAAAAACAAAAUGGAUUAAAAUGGAAGAUUUUUAAUUCAUAAGAACAAAGAUACUGUCUCAAAAAAAAAAACCUGAUUGAAAAAAUUAACUCUUGCAAUACAGGGUGUCCCGAAUCGUGAUAUUCAAAUGUUGUGACCAUUUUCUAGAGUUUAUUAUCAAAUGAACGUAAAAUUAAAAUAUAAUAUAGUAUAAUAACCGAAUAAUGUCUUAUAAUGCCUCAAAUUGGUUUGACAAAGACGUAGUAGACGACAAAAUCGUAGCAUUCCUGGAUAGAUGAUGUAUAAUUUCCAAGAUGUUCAAGCUGGGAAUAUUGAAUAACUUAUAUUUUUUUAAAUGUUUGCACCUAAAUAAAAAAAAGCUGGUAAACUUUAUUUAUUGUUGUAGUGAACCACUACCAAUAAAAAGAACUUUUCUUUAUACAAUACGGUAGGCUGGCGUUAAUGUGAACUCAAAAAAUUUCGACUUAGUUCGCAUUACUGAAAUGUAAAAGAUUAUAUUAAAAGUAGCUAAAAUUAAAAUAAAAUUAUUAUAAAAUAAA